Messenger RNA from Bipolaris oryzae ATCC 44560, 549 nucleotides. RefSeq lists its product as uncharacterized. The record is from RefSeq and is a predicted model, not a curated record. Bases 1 to 549 code for a protein of 182 amino acids. The transcript has a single exon. NCBI's taxonomy places the organism in Eukaryota, Fungi, Ascomycota, Dothideomycetes, Pleosporales, Pleosporaceae.
AUGGCUGGCGUAUGGAGGACGAGGCUCGCUUCGCUUCGCUCCGAGGUCUUUCAGGGUUGCUGCACGGUCGGUUCGGGGGGGAAGGAUCGACUGGGGGGGUGGUUCUGCAAUGGCGAGGCGAGGCGAGGCGAGGGCUCGGUUGGGCUGGCUGGUUGGGAAAUGCAGACUGCAGCAACAGCAACAAGCAAAUGCGGCGGGAGGCAGGACAACGGGCGGGAGUCGCUGGCUGCAGCAGAGGAUUGUGGGAGCCGGCAGGUGGGUGACGACGUUUGGGAGAAGCAAAGAACGAAAGGAUUGUAUGAUGAGGGCUUGAAGAAGGCUGCGAAAGGAGACGCGCUUGCCGGAAUGGAGCGGUGCCAUCCUGGAAGGGAAGGGCCACCAGAGUCUAGCUGGGCAGGCGCGGGCCACUCUCUGCUGCUGCACCACAGGCACCAUGGCAAGACCAGCACGACGGCACCACUGCGCAGCCCACAGCAGCCCACACGCAGCCCACAGCCCACACACACGCAAACCCUCCGACACCUGCCUGUUCGUGUCUGCCGGCCAUGA